Messenger RNA from Cyprinodon variegatus (sheepshead minnow), 4560 nucleotides. RefSeq names its product protein FAM65A-like. The transcript is spliced from 16 exons. The record is from RefSeq and is a predicted model, not a curated record. NCBI's taxonomy places the organism in Eukaryota, Metazoa, Chordata, Actinopteri, Cyprinodontiformes, Cyprinodontidae. Bases 29 to 2359 code for a protein of 776 amino acids.
AUGAAAUGAUGUGUCCUGUUUGUAGAACAUGUGUGUGAUGGAGAAUGACUUUGAGAACCAGCUCGGAGAAUUCCACAUCAGGAUGAAAGGUCUUGCAGGAUUUGCCAGACUGUGUGCAGGAGAUCAGUAUGAGAUUUUUAUGAAAUAUGGCCGACAGCGCUGGAAACUGCGAGGAAGGAUAGAAAUCAAUGCCAAACAAGUGUGGGACAACGAGGAGAUGGUGUUCGUCCCCCUCAUUAACGAGUUCCUCUCUGUGAAGGUGACUGAACUGAAGAGCUUAGCCAAUCACGUGGUUGUAGGGAAUGUUUCCUGUGAGAUGAAGGACCUGUUUGCUCCACUCACCCAGGUGGUAGCUGUGGACAUUAAUGAUCUCGGCACUCUUAAACUUAGCCUUGAAGUCACAUGGAAUCCCUUUGAUAAAGACGAUAUUGUUGUAAACAAAACACCAAGUAUUGCGUCGCACAUGGGCAGAACACCAGGGACGCCGUCCAAACGCAUUCAACCCUUUCCUAUCUCUGACCGCAGCCAUGAUGACGAGGAGAGGGAACCUCCCUGGUCUAGCUCCACAGACUCUUCCGAUGACUCCUACGGCCGUCGGCCGUCCGCGCCACGGGAACCUGUCUCUCCGCCUCACAUGGACGGCUCUGGGAGCUCCACCAUUGGACCCUUAUCUUUUUCUUCUCCACAGCCUAAACCUCGCUCCCAACCUGCUUCAUCCUCCAUUCCUAACGGUAGUCCUGCUUUAGAGACUUGCAGGGUCCAAGUCUCACAUCCAGCCGAGAGCUCCAGGAACAAUGAGGAGGAACAAAUAGGGCUGCACCAUAAUGAGGAGCUGGAUUCAGUGGGAACCAUCAGCCCCAUCUCAGACCAUGGACAGCCUUACGGUCGCUCUCUGAGUCACAUUAGCGAGAGCAGCACCGAUGGAUUUGUGGCUUCAUCAGUCGGCGACUCUGCAGAUAAAACCUCUCAGGUCUCUGGUAUCUCCAUCAGUGACAUAGAGGUUCCCAGCAGAGCGUCUGAGACAGAGAAUCCUACUCUCACACGCCCUGAGAUGUCACCCAGCGUCUCCUUGGUGGAGAGAAGCCCAGCAGCCAGUCCUACUGCAGAGCUACUCGGUUAUCCACACGACUAUUCCUUCUCUUCCCAGACUGAGAGAGAUGAACAGGAUUCUCUGUUUGAGCCAAAGACGAUAUACGAGGACUUAGAGGACUCCCUUACAGACACAGGCAGCAGAAAUGGGACCUACAGAGCCCAGAAGGUGCUGGUUGAAAGUGUGGGACAAGGACCUCUUGGUGUGGUCGACAGCGAGCUGGAAGACUCUCUGGAAAUUCUGCUUACAACUCUGGAUGAUUAUAGAGGACAGUUUCCUGAGCUGCAAGGUCUGGAAGACAACCUGAGGCUGCUGCAGGUAACCCUGAAGGGGGGCAGUCACAGCCGCAGAGCCAGCUUGGUCAGCUUCUCAGUGGAAUCAGCUUUGGGCAGUUUUGACUUUUUGUCUGACUGUGAGGAUGAGGACGAGAGGAAGAGCAAUGUCAAGAAGACAAAUGGCAGCAGGCGACGGCAGCAUGACGGCUGGGACAGCCCUCCCUUCCUCCACUCGCCACUCACCACCAGCUGUGCUGCUCUAGACUCCUCCCUGGUGCUCCAUCUGAAGAACUGCACCACACAGCUCCUGCGUCUUGGCAUGUUUGGUCCCCUGCGCUGUGGAGAGAUGUAUGCCUUGGACAAACUCCUGAGAGAGACUCGAGUCUUUGAAAUCAUCCGUGGCAUCGUCAGGGAUGACCCCAACCGGCCCAGGCAGCCUGCCGAAGUGAUCCCAGAGCUGGGCCAGUGCUUUGGAGCCUUGGGUCUCUGGGAGCGGUGUGCAGACCAAGGCACUGUGUACUGCGUCUCUGUUGACAACCUUCUCUCUACGCUGUCUUCUUCGUACUCCAGCGUGCUACAUGAGCGGGCUGAUGCAGUGAUUUGGUGCCUGGUGGAGCGGAUUUUGGACCAGAGGUUACCGAGACGAAGCCCCAGGGAUGGCCAGAUUGUGACAGUAUUUCAGCUGUGGAGUUAUUUGGAGUCCAAUGGCAUCAAUGACAUAGAGAUGCACAUCUCCGAGCUGGCAGAAGAGGUUUGCAGCAGGCCUCCUCAUCCUCUGUUCAUCCGUCUCUGUUUUUCCCUCCAGGCCAAAGAAAGCAUCGAACAGCUGGUGUACGUCUGUCAAACAGACAAGGAGGACGUCCGAGACGCCGCCAAACAAGCUCUGCUGACGUUGGGUGAGGAAGGAAAGAUGGCCUACAGACACGUGGAGAUCUCUCAGGACGGCUUGCCCAGACUCUUUGCUCCGGGAAGCAUGGCCAGCACCGCCUUCUAACAGCCAGCAGCACAUUCAGAGGAUGAGGAGGACCAGGAAUCCACUAAUCUUCCUUUGAAACUGAUAGGAAGUCGUCACAAACACUGAAUUUGAUCCAAGAUAUUAAGUGAAACCCUAAAGAUUAAAUGAAGUCUUUUUCAGAUUAUCUCAGCUCAAACAUUCCCUGGGUUCACGCUCCAGCGCCUGUUUUAAUACGGAACAGUGAAUCAUUUUAGGUUUUCACUUUUUCUACCGAUUAUCGCCGCUCCUCUGGCCGUCCGUCUCCACAGCAGGCGCCAGAUUGACGCGCACAUGGAUUCUCUGGAGGGUUCGUGGUGCUUGAAGACAGAGCUUCACCGUGGAAAAUGGAGCCAAUCAGCUGUGGCGGUUCUUCCUUCUCCACAGGACCUGGAUCUCCUGCAGCUCGGAUUCAAUGUUUGCCUGCAGCAGAAAGGCAGCAGCUGGACUCUACUCCACCUGUUGGUGUUAAAGGAGCUCCUGAAGGAAACCAACACAGACUGAGCCUCACAUAUUAACCCUUUAUCAUGAAAUACCUUUAAUCCUGUCACUUUGCCUUAUUUUCUCUCAGAGAAACUUUUUAUUACUCCCAGUUAAAAAGUUUCAAUCCAUUUUUAAAAGCGUUUAAAGCCGAGGUUUGUCGGCUUUAUCCAGAUGUCAUCCAGCUGCUGCAAAUGAGAAGGCAUCACAAAGACGCAUUAAGCAUUAGAAGGCCUCACUAGUGAACUACUUUCCAUUCACCAUCAGAUUGCAUUUCCUAAACUGAAAGAGUCAUUUCUAAAAGGCUGACAAGUUUUUCCCAUGCAGAGGUGUUUUUUCCCCAGAUGUUUGGAGACUGGUGUUUUUCACUUAAUUGCAAACUGUUUGCAUCAACAAACAGACAUUCUCACCGGCUACAGAAUGAAGGAGACGACAGGAAGUUGCUGAAGUUUCGAACAAGUUAAAAUGUGAGAAAUCGUGAUUUAAAUUGCAUUUCUUCUUUUAAUGGCAACAUUAGCAGAUUAUUGAUAAAUAUAAUGGAAACACAGCUACAGACAGACAGUGGUGGUGCAGGAAUCAUCUGGAAGCUGUGAGGCCAUCCAUAGGAAGGGGUGGGGCCGGGAACCCAGGGGCCGGCCUCUAAAACAUCUGAUCAUCUGGUGGUGAACAAAUGCUGAUUUCCACAAAGAUGAGUAAAAAUUCCCAACAAUUAGAACCAAAGACGGAACCGUCCACAAAAGUUCAUGAGAAGAGCCCAGCUUCCACCACACCUCCCAGAACGACCCGCCUUGGAGACCCCAUGCAGCUUCCUGUUGAGCAGCAAACACACUGACUGCCUGUUUUUCUCUUCAUGUGUCACUUUGCUCUGAGUGAUGACAAUCGUCCUCCUUUUCUGGGUGUGAAGAACACCUCAUUCUGCCGAGGAGGCCUUUAGGUGCAACGCCGCUGCUUUAGGAACAGAUUGGAGAUCAGGAAGUUUUCAAUAAGUGCCUUAAUGUUUUAUUUCAUGCUUUUUACGAUGAACAUGCAGCAGAACUUCCUGUUUGUGAAUUUUGUGGCUCUGUGAAUGUAGGUUUAAAUGUGAGUGGAGCAUCGGUGGACCUUCUGCUGGACAUCCUGCUUCUAGUCGGGUCCCUGAAUAUCUGCUGGUCAGCAGCCGUCCAAAUCCUCCUGCUGUCUACCGAGAGGAUCCGCCCUGAAGUAUCCGAACAAACAAACCAACGCUGGAUUCCUGGUCCAGCCCACUUUUCUCUAAACAUUAUUUAUAUAUAUUUAUAAUUAUAGGACGAUAUAAAACAAUGGAGUAAGAGAACUUUCAAUAAAAAAACAAUCACAAGCGUCUAAAUUUGUAAAUGUAGGUUAAUAUACGUCAUUAAACUUAAGAUUUGUAGGCAUUCCUUGUCAACUAAUCAAUCUGUGAGAAUAUAGGUUUAAAAGUUACUACUUUAUUUACAUGUACCAAGCUACAACCCCUGGUGAGGCUGUUACACUCCUUACCAGUAGGUGGCAGUAAAGCCUUUUUUCCUUUAAGAUAAGAAAAAGAAGGUAAACAAAAGAAAAAGCAAUGAUCGAACAUUAACUAUGCAUUGAAAACAGGAAGGAUAUAACGUGUGAUCGAUCAAUGGUUUUACUGCCACCAUGUGGUAAUGCUCAUUCAGACCUGCAGAAGCAGCUGGUUUAUAUGCAAAGUCAAUGGUUGACGCGCAUCUCGGCGCAGGAAAAGG